Molecule: messenger RNA, 1577 nt
Organism: Aaosphaeria arxii CBS 175.79
Lineage: Eukaryota; Fungi; Ascomycota; Dothideomycetes; Pleosporales
Exons: 1
Coding region: 45-1505 (486 amino acids)
Source: RefSeq, a predicted model, not a curated record
UGGAAGUGCAUGGUCAUGCAAAUCCUUCCUUGGAGUCUUCAGAAAUGACACUACCGGAUAGGCUGGGAACUUUGGAAAUCGCGAAACAAACCUCAAAUAUCUCCUUGGACGAAUUGCCUGUGGAGCUCAUACUCGAAAUUCUCAGCUAUCUCUCUCCCACCAGGGGUUUCUUCGUUGACGAAAAUGUCGAACAAGCACGCCAAAAUGAGAACGAACUGAUAUUGAAAAGUCUACACGCUCUUACAGUCUCAUGCAGACGUCUAUACAAUGUAGUUCAACCAAUCUUAUGCAAAACCUUUAUCCUCCCAAGGAACAACGUGAAAGCACCUCAGCAACUGGUACGAACGUUCAUCGAACGGCCCAUAUCGAGAAAGUCCCUCGAGUACAUCGAGAUAUAUAACAUGAAUGCUUAUGCCUCAUUCCCAGAAGGAUUUGAGCAGGAGGCCUCUAAGGAUGUCUCACUGGAUGAUAUCUUAGCCCAGGUAGAGAAUGUCUGGCAGCCUCGAUUCCACACAGGGCGGAUGGCGAAGGAGACAUGGAUGCGACAGCUAGUUAGGUCGUACGGGGAAUCCAUUCUUACGUCCAUUGUCCUCCUUAUUGCACUUGCGCCAAACCUACUCGACUUCGCCAUCAUGGAGAGGAGCAUCAGUAGCGACUAUCCAGCGACAACAUUAGCCUUGAAGAAGUACCACAAUGAUCGUUCCGGAUUACGCAACCUGUGGAUCAAACAGUGCCCUUCCCGAGCCCCGGCGCUUGAAUCCUCCUUCCAGAAAUACGUCUUCACGAAAUGUGUACGUGCGAGUCGUUUGCCAGUUUCAGGGUGCCUGUGGUUGGGAAAUGUUCACGAUGCUACUCCGAGUCCUUCGCUAUUCCACCAGGCAUAUGCCCUACCCGAGAUUUUUGGCGUAGAAGAGAUGACUCUAGAUUCCUGUGAGCUCUCAUCACUGGAAUUGGACGCAUUACUCAAAUCGUACACCAACUUGCGAAGAUUCACAUGCCGUUGGGGGAUUCAUGAUGAUCGCGUACGACCCCGAGAGAUUGACCUCAGAGCUCUCAAUAAAUCUUUGAGCAGACAUGCAGAGAGUCUUGAAAGCCUUGUUCUGGAUACCCUGGACUCUGGUUGGAUGGUCACCAUGGAUCAACACAUACCUACAAUCGGAUCCCUUCGUCACUACACAGCGCUUACAUACAUCCAUGUAUCCAGCCUUGUUUUGUUUGACGAUAAUAUCGAUGCCGGCAAUGAAGAGGUGCCUCUUUGUGGCCUAUUGCCUCCUUUUCUAGAGGAGAUAGUCAUACAAUCGGAAUGGGACGAAGACCUAGAAGAGAAUUUGCUAUUCCUGGUAGAACACUGUCAAGAGAUGCUUCCCCAUUUAAAGAUUGUAGAUUGUUCAUGGAGACCAGCCCACAACAGCCCUAACACUUUCCUGUUAUUGGGGCUGUUUGACGGAGCAGGGGUCAGGUUCAAGAUUGACUCUUCUAAUCUUCCGCCGGUUCGAGAGAGGUGAUCAAUGGAUUAUUGUAAUGCUCCUUAGACGUAGCUUACCCAGAUAAAUAGGUCGUAAUCAUGAAAAAAUUUC